CUUCGUUGGAAGAUGGUGGACUGUUGAUUAGUUGUUUUGAAUUAAUUUUGACUUAAAAAGUGAAAAUGUCUCAUAGUAAUGUGAUAAAUGAGAAGAAAAAGGCUCUGUUAGCUUAUAAAGAUAAGAUAGAAGAUGAAAUUAAAUACUACGAGAAAACUAUCGAUGAGUUUCGUGUCAAUCAUAAAAAUAUCAGCUUUUACGAUGAUUCCGACAGUUCAGACUCGGAAGAUGAAUUCCCGUUUGCAGUGGACACAGGUCCGUCAAUAAGCGAGUUGAAACUGAAACAGGCGUUACUGAAAACAUGUCUUCAUGCAACUCAAGAGCUAACAAGUUUGACUGUAUUGCAGUCUGAAGUGGAACUGCUGGUCGAAGAGCCUAAAAUUGAAGGUGAGCCACCGAUAACGGAGCCUGGAACUUGGAAGGAGGUGACUGCGGAGUGCAGCAUAGACCUCAUACCCUUCACCAUUACAUUUUACAUGCAUACUCCUGCAUACAAAUUCGCCCCCACCUCGUACCGUGGUCUCCGAGUUGUACCAGUGAAGGGUUCCCAUGAACUGGAGCUCUCCAAGUCUGUGCUGCAAAGCUUGAAGGUGCCCAGUGAUGCUGUGGAGGUGCUGCGCAGUUAUGCCGAGGGGUACCGCUCCAGGCGCACGACCCUCGCUCGGUUAGCUAAUAAAUACGCUAACUCCCUAUUUAUGGAGCCCCAUCCUGAAGGAGGCUUCAUCCUGAAAUGCGCUGGUCUCCUAGAAGUAUCUUGGAGGCUGGAGAACAAGUGGUCGCCGGUCGCACCUUUCCAUCACAAGAUGAAGUUCGAUUUGGAGUAUAUGGAGGAAUCCUACAUCAAAAUAAUAACACAAGCCCACAAACAACUAUUAGACCCAACAAUACAGACAGACGAACGGACUUUAUUACUAGCUAAAAUCAUCGCGACAUGUCUAGAAGCUAGAGGCCCAGUCGAGGAUUCAGAUCUUGAGUCUAAAACGACAGAAAGAGACAACGAUAUAGAGAAAAGAGACAGCGAAGUAAUGGCUCCACCAAAGUCUCUUCCUAAGAAAGGAAAGCAGAAAGUUAAAGAUAAUUCAGAUAAUAAUGCUGUUAAAAGGAAUUUGGCUGAUGAAGAUAAAGAUUCUUCAGCCAAAAAGAUGAAAAAUGAUAAUCAAAAUGAUGUAGCUAAUAUAAAUUCAUCUGAUAACGUUAAGAGAGCUAAAAAUUCUGAUGUUGCUACUGAAGACGGAAUACCUGAUGGUAAGCAAACACCGCCGCCCAUGGACACUCACAACAUCAAAGGAGUUACGAGUUCGUUGCUGGCCUUUUACGGAUAAAGGUUUCGGAUAUUUAGAGAUUGGGAAGGGGAAAAUCAUUUAUAUGGAGCUAAUGAUCUACGCAUUUAGUACAAUUCGGUGAGAAAUCUAAUGAUGAUGAAUCUAUUAUAUAUUUAUAGUAUUGACGCGCAUCAACCUUGGACUAACAGUUAAUGCUAGUCAAAUUGGUGGUUAAUUGUAUUGGCUAUGUGCGCGACAGUGGCGACGCGUAGCGUUUACAACAUUUGCGGAAGCUGUCAAAUAAUAACAAUGUAAACAUUAUAAUUUUCUUUGCAAAUAUAAAUAAAACCAGAGGUUAAAAUAUUAUUGUUCACAUUAUUUAAGCUUUUACUGUGAAAUGAAUAUAAUAAUAAAAACCGACAGCUGAUCGUCCGCAUUUGUUUUCAAUUUCUGCCGUGUUGUGCGCUGCGGUCUUUAUCUGUCCGCCACUACUCGCUUUGCACAUAGCCAAUAGGCAAACGAGCAAACGGAUUACCUGAUGGUAAGCAAUUAAGCCGCCCAUGGACAUCCGCAACACCAGAAGAAGCGAAUUUUAUCGAUGAUGAAGAGUUAUAAGUUCAUUAUCAAAAGUUUUCUCACCAUAUUUGAUAAAAAUGAUGGUCUAUUAAAAUAUGCGUAGGUUAUGAACUUAGUUUUUUUAAUAUGCAGAAGAAAAUAAAUAUUUAUUUAGUACGGCGAGAAAGUAACUAGGUAUAGGUUGGUUAGGUUCAAUGGUUACCCAAGAUGUGGCUUCGAUACGUACAAUACGGUAGUUUCCAACUAGUCAAAUUCAAUACUUUUAUCCAAAUGUCAAAAACGAUACUUUUCU
Spodoptera exigua (beet armyworm) is the source of this 2130-nucleotide messenger RNA. The record is from the annotation of a GenBank genome assembly. Lineage: Eukaryota; Metazoa; Arthropoda; Insecta; Lepidoptera; Noctuidae.